GCUGCCUACGGUAAAACCCUCGCCCUACCCUGCCUCCUCCUCUCUCAAUGUGACAUGCCUACGCCAAAACCCUCGCCUUGCCCUGCCUCUUCCUUUCUCAAUGUGACUAUGCUUGCUACAAGACCCUCGCCCUUCCCUAUCUCAUCCUCUCUCUCUCCGCCCAACAAAACCUUGCUCUUCAUCCUCCAACCUUUGCAAAACCACAACAAAACCAGGGUCUUUCUUGCCGCUGCACUCUCUCGCGCUCAAGAUUGUUGCACCCUCUUGCGCGCAAUACCGCUGAACCAGCAAGACUCAGGAGCUUUGAUGUUGGGUAUCACUGGUUCAAAUGGGAACUCGACUCAAGCCAGUGCCAUUUACUCAUGGAGCUUUGAUGUUGGGUACAAGUGGAAGAACUUGCAUUCUAUGCCAGUUGAUCCAAGGACAUUUGAAGUGAAAAAUGGAAGUUUUGGAAGGAGAAUAAAUGUAAUAUGCAAAACUCAUGCUGCACUUAUUUGGGGUACAGGCAUAGGAGCCAUAGCUACACUUUCCAUGCUUUUAGUGUGGAAUUUAUUCAUGACUAGGUAUAAGUCAUCGGCUGCGGAUUAUGGUGGGAAGAAGCCUGUCGAUUUGGGAUAUGAGAAGAUCGAAAAGGCAAGAGAGAAGGGUUGGUCAUUUGGUGUAGGUGGGAAGAUGGCAAGUUCAUCCACAAGCAAUACCAUGGCAUAUCCAGACAAGAUUUGUAGAAAUUGUGGCCACAAAUAUGAGAUAUACACAUCUAGAAGAGAACAUAAUCCAAACAGGAAGUACCUUAAGUGCAAAUCAUAUAAUUUAUAG
Amborella trichopoda is the source of this 816-nucleotide messenger RNA. RefSeq lists its product as uncharacterized. NCBI's taxonomy places the organism in Eukaryota, Viridiplantae, Streptophyta, Magnoliopsida, Amborellales, Amborellaceae. The record is from RefSeq and is a predicted model, not a curated record.